AUGGCUGAAAACAGUUUCACAGUUCUCUAUUUUGCUGCUGCACGAACCGAAACUGGCGUUCACAAGGAGGUGAUCCCAUUACCCCCCAGUUCUCCCGGUAUACCCCUUUCUCAACUCGCAGACCUUCUCGUCGACAGACACCCGGACACUAAACUCCGGGAAGUUUUGGAUAUUAGCUCGUGGAGUGUGAACGAGGAGAUGGUCGAUGACGAUCAGGCUCAUCAUGUCGUUCUCAAGGGCGGAGAGGAGGUUGGGGUUAUAUGCCCGGUUUCUGGAGGCUGA
Rhizoctonia solani is the source of this 282-nucleotide messenger RNA. RefSeq names its product molybdopterin synthase small subunit. Gene Ontology annotation, cellular component: cytosol. Lineage: Eukaryota; Fungi; Basidiomycota; Agaricomycetes; Cantharellales; Ceratobasidiaceae. The transcript is spliced from 2 exons. The record is from RefSeq and is a predicted model, not a curated record. The coding region runs from base 1 to 282 and encodes 93 amino acids. Gene Ontology annotation, biological process: Mo-molybdopterin cofactor biosynthetic process.